Molecule: messenger RNA, 456 nt
Organism: Ustilago hordei
Lineage: Eukaryota; Fungi; Basidiomycota; Ustilaginomycetes; Ustilaginales; Ustilaginaceae
Product: calmodulin
Exons: 2
Coding region: 1-456 (151 amino acids)
Biological process (GO): spindle pole body organization
Cellular component (GO): central plaque of spindle pole body
Molecular function (GO): enzyme regulator activity; calcium ion binding
Source: RefSeq, a predicted model, not a curated record
AUGGCCGACCAACUCACCGAAGACCAAAUCGCCGAAUUCAAAGAAGCUUUCUCCCUCUUCGACAAGGAUGGAGAUGGAACGAUCACUACCAAAGAACUCGGCACCGUUAUGCGUUCUUUGGGUCAAAACCCAACCGAAGCAGAACUGAGUGACAUGGUUAACGAGGUGGAUGCUGAUGGAAAUGGAACCAUCGAUUUCCCAGAAUUCUUGACUAUGAUGGCUAGAAAGAUGAAAGAUACCGAUAGCGAGGAGGAGAUCAAAGAGGCUUUCAAGGUGUUUGACAAGGAUGGAAAUGGCUUUAUUUCCAGUGCUGAGUUGCGACAUGUCAUGACCAACUUGGGCGAGAAACUUUCAGACAACGAAGUCGACGAAAUGAUCCGUGAAGCCGACGUCGAUGGCGAUGGUCAGAUUAACUAUGAUGAAUUUGUCAAGGUACGUUGCAUACUCCACCCUUGA